Molecule: messenger RNA, 2820 nt
Organism: Arabidopsis arenosa
Lineage: Eukaryota; Viridiplantae; Streptophyta; Magnoliopsida; Brassicales; Brassicaceae
Source: the annotation of a GenBank genome assembly
AGGCAGAGAGAUUCUCCAUAAGAUGAAGGUUGGAUUAUGCGGAUCUGACACAGGCAGAGGUAAAAGCAAGAUGUGGAAGAACAUCGCACACGGUUAUGACUUUGUGAAAGGCAAAGCGUGUCAUCCAAUGGAGGACUAUGUUGUGUCUGAGUUCAAGAAAGUAGACGGCCAUGAUUUGGGUUUGUUUGCUAUCUUUGACGGUCAUUUAGGGCAUGAUGUGGCCAAGUACUUGCAGACCAAUCUCUUUGAUAACAUACUCAAAGAGAAAGAUUUUUGGACUGAUACGGAAAACGCUAUAAGGAAUGCAUAUAUAUCAACCGAUGCUGUGAUAUUAGCGCAGUCACUUAAACUUGGCAAAGGCGGAUCAACAGCUGUAACAGGCAUUCUGAUAGAUGGGAAAAAGCUAGUGGUUGCUAAUGUUGGAGAUUCACGGGCAGUGAUGUCAAAGAAUGGUGUUGCUUAUCAACUCUCUGUUGAUCAUGAACCAAGCAAGGAGCAAAAAGAAAUAGAAAGCCGUGGUGGCUUUGUAUCAAAUAUUCCAGGGGAUGUUCCAAGAGUUGAUGGACAACUAGCAGUUGCGAGGGCAUUUGGAGAUAAGAGUUUAAAGAUACAUCUGAGCUCAGAACCAGACAUAACACACCAGACUAUUGAUGAUGAGACUGAGUUCAUUGUUUUUGCAAGUGAUGGAAUUUGGAAGGUGUUGUCGAACCAAGAAGCGGUGGAUGUGAUCAAAAGCAUAAAAGAUCCACAAGCGGCAGCAAAGGAGUUGAUAGAAGAAGCAGUCUCUAAGAAAAGCACAGACGACAUCUCUUGUAUAGUUGUAAGAAAGAAGAUGUUCGAAACUCCGAUCUGUUCUCCACCUUCACCCAUAGACAAAGAAUCCUCCGACGAUCUCUCUAUGGGAUAUUGUGGUGUAAAAGCCUAUGGAGUUAAUGAAGCUGACGAACUCAUUGCAAAGUUGGCACUCCAUUGCUACAAUUCUCAAAAGGGAACAAAUUUACAGUUGAUGACUGUAACCCAACUCAUGGUGCGAUCGGUUGCACAUUUCGAUUAUCAGAUGACAUUGGAUGCCAUUGAUCCAGCCAACAAUUCAUUUUCCAGUGUUGAAAUCUGUGCUUGGGAUGCUUCCAUAGAGAAUGAUGAGAACUUGAGAUUAGUCACCACUUUUUGCAGCCUUGAAGGAUCCGGAGAAGCAGGAACCCAAUGGGAUUUCGAUGGUGUAGACAUGUUCUAUAAUGGUGUGAUGCCUAAGUGGCUAGAUGAUGAAAAAAGAACUCAAAGCAACGAACCAAAACCACAAAGAGAGAAGAUGAGCGAAGAACAACCACACGCCAAUCUGGCGGUUCCGGCGUUUAAAACUGACAAAGAUCCCAUAACGCAAACGCAAAAUGGUCAAAGUAGCGUUUGGCGUUUCGGUGGAAGCGAUAAGGCAGCGAAAGCAUCCACCGUAACGCUGAGAGGUGUCAUCUACAUGCUCUUCGACAACUGCAGCAAAGACGUCAAUAAGACUAUUUUACCCCUCGGCCACGGUGACCCUUCCGUCUACCCUUGCUUCCGUACCUGUAUCGAAGCUGAAGACGCCGUCGUCGACGUCCUCCGCUCCGGCAAAGGCAAUUCUUACGGUCCCGGAGCUGGGAUUCUACCUGCAAGACGAGCCGUUGCCGAUUAUAUGAACCGAGAUCUUCCACACAAGUUAACGCCGGAAGAUAUCUUCCUGACCGCUGGAUGCAACCAAGGGAUAGAGAUCGUGUUUGAAUCGUUGGCUCGACCAAACGCAAACAUCUUGCUCCCACGUCCUGGCUUCCCUCAUUACGACGCUCGUGCUGCUUAUAGUGGUCUCGAGGUUCGCAAGUUUGAUCUUCUUCCUGAAAAAGAAUGGGAGAUUGAUAUCGAAGGUAUCGAAGCCAUUGCAGACGAGAACACUGUGGCUAUGGUUGUAAUUAACCCCAACAAUCCCUGUGGAAAUGUCUACUCUCACGACCAUCUCAAAAAGGUUGCAGAGACGGCUCGUAAGCUGGGGAUAAUGGUGAUCUCAGACGAAGUAUAUAACCAAACUAUAUUCGGAGAAAAUCCAUUUGUUCCAAUGGGAAAGUUUGCAUCGAUUGUUCCUGUGUUGACACUAGCAGGUAUAUCUAAGGGAUGGGUUGUUCCUGGAUGGAAAAUUGGCUGGAUCGCCUUGAAUGAUCCCGAGGGCAUAUUCGAGACCACCAAGGUGGUACAAUCCAUCAAACAGAAUCUUGACGUGACUCCUGACCCUGCCACAAUAAUUCAGGCUGCACUUCCCGCGAUCCUGGAGAAAGCGGAUAAAAACUUCUUUGCAAAGAAGAACAAGAUACUCAAACAUAAUGUUGAUUUGGUGUGUGAUAGGCUCAAGGACAUCCCUUGUGUCGUUUGUCCCAAGAAACCUGAGUCUUGCACUUACUUAUUGACAAAGCUUGAGCUGUCAUUGAUGGAUAACAUCAAGGACGAUAUAGAUUUCUGCGUAAAGCUGGCCAGAGAGGAGAAUCUCGUGUUUCUACCAGGUGAUGCUCUGGGUUUGAAGAACUGGAUGAGGAUAACCAUUGGAGUCGAAGCUCAUAUGCUUGAGGAUGCACUUGAGAGAUUGAAGGGUUUCUGUACACGUCAUGCCAAGAAAACAGAGACAGAAACUGAGGCACUUCAAGCUUUGAAACUGAGUGAUAAUAAUCUCGAAAUGUAAAACAGAAGAGGAUGUGUAUGCCCAAAAGAAUAUUCUUAUGAUGAUAAUUUUGAUUCUAGCUUUUCGAUUUUUGAUUUCCCUAAGUAUUUGAUUAUCUACACUAAUAAAAACUAUGGUUAAUU